CUGGUGCAUUCAACUAACAGCUCACUGGUUAAGUUUUAAUUGCUUCCAAUGAGGUCAGCAAAGGUAUUUAUCGAAAAGCACUGAGUAACAGGCUCUACACACACGAGCACGCACACACACACGCGCGCGCACACACACAGAGAAAAUCCUCUUGCGUGUUGAUUUAUGGAAACAAUUAUGAUUCUGCUGGAGUCUCUCAGCUGAGAAAUAGUUUUUAGCUACAGUAGAGAGUCUCAUGUUGCAAAAGGCAGACAACAGAAAUGGAAUACUUAUAUAUCCAGCUGUUAUCAAGAGAAACAAAGGAUUCAAGUAGCAAAGCAGGUCCAGACAACUGAGGUUAUUACAACCUGUUUUUUAAGGGAUAUCUCAACUGAAAGGUACUUAAGGAGCCAUCUCCUGAUAUCAGUGACUAAAGGGAUAAGGAUCACCAUUUGGAAAGAAUCACCAAUCUCAUUUAAGUCGAUCUACCAUUCAGUGCCAAGGUAGAAGGAGGUCAAUGACCUAGGAGCCGCGGUCCAACUUGAGAUUGAAUUUUCAUUAUGGUAUUCCUGAACACCCAGGGCACUGCACUAUAAUGCACAAAUGGAUACUGACAUGGAUCCUGCCAACUCUGCUCUACACAUCAUGCUUUCACAUUAUCUGUCUAGUGGGCACCAUAGCUUUCGCUUGCAAUGACAUGAAUCCAGAGCAAAUGGGUGCAAAUGUGAACUGUUCCAGCCCUGAACGACACACUAGAAGCUAUGAUUACAUGGAAGGAGGGGAUGUAAGAGUGAGAAGACUUUUCUGUCGAACACAGUGGUAUCUGAGGAUUGAUAAACGAGGAAAAGUAAAAGGGACACAAGACAAACAAACUAAUUAUAAUAUUAUGGAGAUCAGAACAGUGGCAGUUGGAGUGGUGGCAAUCAAAGGGGUGGAAAGUGAAUACUUUCUAGCAAUGGAUAAAGAAGGAAAACUCUAUGCAAAGAAAGUCUGCAAUGAAGAUUGUAACUUCAAAGAACUCAUUCAAGAAAACCAUUACAAUACAUAUGCUUCAGCAAAAUGGACAAACAGUGGAAGAGAAAUGUUUGUUGCAAUAAAUCAAAAGGGCUCCCCUGUGAAGGGCAAGAAGACGAAGAAAGAACAGAAAACCGCCCACUUUCUUCCUAUAGCAAUCACCUAACCCUAUAUAGGAUAUAAGGAACCAGUUCCAGCAGGAAGAUUUCUUUAAGUAGACUUGUAAAAAGUAACUAAGAAAGGCUGGAAUACUACUGAAAAAACUGAACAAGCUGGACUUGCACGUUUAUGUUUAUUUUAAGAGACUGCAUUAAAAGAAAGAUUUGAAAUUAUACACAAAAUCAGAUUUAGUAACUAAAAGUUGUAAAAAAUUUUAAACGAAGUUGUACAAUCAUGAUGUUAGUAAUAGUAACAUUUCUUUCUUAAAUUAAUUUACCCUUAAGAGUAAGUUGCGACUUGAUUGUCUGAUGAUUAUUAUUUAAAAAAUCUCUAUCUGCUUAUUAAAAAUGGCUGCUAUAAUAAUUAAAAAAAGCAGAGGGUGUUAUGUAAAAUAUGUUGGACUUAGAGGCUGCUGGAAUGAUUUGUCAGAUCAUCAAGUCAAUGCUACCUGUGGAAGUUGAGCAAGAUUUGAGAUGUUUCCAGUGAAAACUUUUGAAACCCCUAUAGUCUACCCAGAGGGAAAAACAGUCCAUAUUCUUAAAAAUUGUAAUUGCAGUGUUAAGUAAAAACCUAGUUUGAAAAACAAAAAUUAUACCAAUAGAAAAAUGCUUAUAUGUAGAAUUACAAACAGUAAUGCUGCUCAAUUUUUAAAAGGGUAUUUCUUAGAGGUUGUUUCACAAUCUUGUAUAUAAAACCAUAACAUUAAUAAUACCAAUGUACUUCAUCUCACUUUCUACAAAGUAGCAUAUUAUAAACUCAAAAAAUUAAAAUUCAGACAUCAUUAGGUUUUUUAUGUAACAUAACCUAUCUUUUGUAUAAUUCCUCUUAGGGCAUAUGGCUUUUGAAUAUUGUUCUUCCCACCGUUACUCAUGCUUUUUCUGUUGUUACCAGCAUUAAACUUUAUCUUAAGUUGUAUUUGAA
Molecule: messenger RNA, 2073 nt
Organism: Monodelphis domestica (gray short-tailed opossum)
Lineage: Eukaryota; Metazoa; Chordata; Mammalia; Didelphimorphia; Didelphidae
Gene: FGF7
Product: fibroblast growth factor 7
Molecular function (GO): growth factor activity
Source: RefSeq, a predicted model, not a curated record